AUGCCAAAAACAAGAUUACUUGUCGUAAAAGAACAUCUGCUCAAGUACAGAACAAGUGAAGGUGAUAGAGAUGAAGGGUUUGAAGGUCAUCUUGAAUGGAACGAAGAGGAUCCAUUGUUGUUGGAAGCUAUUGCAUACUUCUACAAAGCUGUAAAGAACAAAUACUAUUCCGAAGUCCGUUCUUUUCUGGGUUAUCUGUUUCCAUCAGGUGUGGACGAUGCUCGUCUUCCCAAUAUUCAUAGUCUUCUACUCAAUACGUCUUCAGAAGAAUCAUUGAAAGAAGCUCUUCUUCUUUCCAUCGCUACUGGUAGUCGUCCUCUUGUAGAGUUUGUUCUUGCUCUAUUUGUGGAUUGUCCAUAUUUUGAAAGAAGUGGUUGUGCAAACUCUUCCCACUUCCCACCGCAUAUGACACCACUGAUGCUCGCAUGUAUUCUUAACAACUUCUCAAUAGUUCAAUGUCUUCUUCUCCGUGGUCAUACUAUUCAGAUUCCUCAUUUCUUGACAUGUGAAUGCCGAGUAUGCAAACGUCAAACUUUAACCAAUCGUUCAUCUCCUCUUCUUGUUGACGUCAUGCGUGCUGUAUCAUCUGAAGCAUUUCUCUGGCUCGCCACAGUUGAUGUUUUUGCUGCUGCAUGCACAGUGACACACGAUUUGCAACAAUUGAUAAAGGAUGACUGUUUGGAACAUGUUGAAAUCUAUCGUCACCUGGAAGCGAAUGUUCAACGUUUUCUAGCUCGAGUGUCUGAUCAAGCAUGGAGAGUUGAAGAGUUCAAUGUGCUUGUUUCUAACAAGAAUUACUGUGCUCGAAGAAUGUCGGAAAUUCAAUCACCUCGUCUUCAGAUGGCAAUGGAUUCUGAGAUGAGACAAUUCACAUGUUCAACUAAUUCCCAGACAGCUAUCAAAUCAGUUUUUCGUGCAGAUUGGCUCAACUUUGGAAACAAACCAAAACGUGAUGCGUGGCGUCUUCUUCGUGCUUCAGUUCUCAUGCCAGUUCUUGUUAUGAUUCAUGCAAUUUUUCCCAACAAGGGCACCACAAUGGCUGUUCCACUUGCAAGAUAUAUUGCUCAUGUAACUAUGUAUUGUUUCUUUUUGACUGCUGCAAUUCUUCGUCCAGCUCUCUCCUUCUAUCCAGAGCAGAGUGUAUUUGGAUGCAAGUUUCUUAAAAAAAAUAUCAACUGUUUCAAUUUAAUUCCAGACGAAAUAUCAAUAAGACUACUUGAGAUAUUUAUGUACGUGUACAUUAUUGGACUGUUUCUGGAGAAAGGACUUAUGUUUUACCGUGUUGGGAGUGAUGUCUUCUUCUCAUUUUGGUGGAGAUGGUUUGAUGUUUUUCUCAUAUUCUCCUUCCUCACAUCAUUUGUAUUCUUCCUUGGAGCGAAUUCGAACAGAGAAGUUUUCGAUACUUCUUCAAUUGAUAGGAUGCAUUGGCCGUCUGGAGAAUUCGCACUUCUUCAUGAAAUAUUUCUGUCGAUUUCGUGUGUUUUAGCGAUUUCGAAAUGCUUCUAUUACAUUCAGAUGAUUAAGGGAGUUGGAGGAUCUGUGAUUUCAAUAGGAAAGUGUGUUGGAAAGACGUAUACUUAUCUUCUCAUCAUGCUUGCUAUCAUUAUUUCCUUUUCUGUUGGUCUUAACAUACUUGUUAGUCCUUACUUGAAUCGAAAAUCAAUCAAGAAAGAUAAUACUCCGGAUAAAAUAACAACAGACCAAUAUGCAUCCAUUGGCACAUCAUCGAAAAACCUUUUCUGGUCAAUAUUCGGAUACUUGGGACCUUCAACCUAUACUACGGUUGUUGGAAAUACUGGAGCUGAAAUGGAUCCUGUCUCACACAACUUGAAUUCUGCCACUCUCGAAAUUCUCGGAGCUCUUUACCAUGGAAUUAUUAUCAUUACCGUACUCAAUCUGAUGACGUCACUACUUGUGAAAAAGGCUGAUGAAGUAUUGGAUAAUGAGGAGAUGGAAUUCAAGUAUACCCGAGCGGCAAUGUUCGCUGAAUUUGUUUCUUGGGAGAUGGCUGCACCUCCCCCAUUCAAUCUUAUUCUAGUUGUUGCUCAUCUACUGCAUCGGAAUGUGUUUAAACGCCCAUUUCCAUCGCCGAAUUGGGGAGAUAAGCCAGAGACCGAAGAAUUCGAUAUUGAAGAAAUGGAAUUUGAGUAUAUGACCCUUGCUACAAUCAUAUUCAAUCGUUUCUGUGCUUCCAAAGAGUGUAAAUUUAAAUCAAUCUGGAGGACAGAAUUCCCGAAUCAAGAUAAAGUUCCGACACAUGUUUCCUUCAUGUCAACUGGUCCACACUCAUUCCCAAUGGAUAAUACAUUCGAGGGAUGGAGAAAAAGAGAAACUAGAAAAAUGAAGGUCCCGAACUAUGAAGAUUAUGAUAAUAUGGGACAAGGAGACAAAAAUGUGGAAGUUCCAGCAAAAGCAACAUCUGUCCGUGGUCCAUACUCUUUUCCCACUACGAAAGUGGAUCCACUCGCUUCGAAACAAACAGUAGACAAAGGAAUUCCUCCAGUUUGA
Messenger RNA from Caenorhabditis remanei, 2508 nucleotides. RefSeq lists its product as uncharacterized. Gene Ontology annotation, molecular function: store-operated calcium channel activity; inositol 1,4,5 trisphosphate binding. Gene Ontology annotation, biological process: calcium ion transmembrane transport; manganese ion transport; regulation of cytosolic calcium ion concentration. NCBI's taxonomy places the organism in Eukaryota, Metazoa, Nematoda, Chromadorea, Rhabditida, Rhabditidae. The transcript is spliced from 15 exons. Gene Ontology annotation, cellular component: cation channel complex; membrane. The record is from RefSeq and is a predicted model, not a curated record. The coding region runs from base 1 to 2508 and encodes 835 amino acids.